CUUAGAGAAGCGGAUCCAUUCCCUGCGCUACUCUGAAAAUGACAGUAUCUGCCUCGGAGGCAUGAUUGUAGGAUUGUUUACCUGUAAAACGUGAAAAUAAUCAUCUUUGGAUGGACCUACAUUCUGCUGUGUGUGUGCCUGCCCUGAGGUGCACCUAUUUCUCCACUGUUUUAAAUACAGCAAGGAAGAUAAUGGCAAUCAGCUGUGUCUGCCCUGAAUUUAGUGUGCCCUUGUCCUGGCAAAGUAUACAUUUUCCUCUGAAAUGCACACAGUGUAUGCUCUGAGAGGCCUGUACUUAUUAGCAGGCCGAGAAUUUGCUGUGUGGCACUAGCUAGCCUGCUACCCUGCCCAGAAGCAUCUGCAUCUGCCUGCACCUAGGCGAACACAAUGCUUCAGGAUGCAGGCAAGGUAGCAGGCUGGUUCCAGCAUAGGGGCUGAUUCUUGCCCUGUGUUUUUCAGCAGACAGAGAAUCAGCCCCUGGGGCACUAGCCAAAGGUGCUCACAACCUAUCUGCUGCAGGUAUAUUUUUGUUAUAAUUGGUUGCUUUGUUGGAUAGGUAAGCUGCACAAUGUUUGUUUGCUGUUGUGUGCAGCACAUUAUCUUAUCAAUUGUGAAGAAUGUGCCAGGGACACUCUCUGGGAAGCCUUAAAGUUUGCACCAUCCCCCAAGGCCCUGCAGUAAUAAUGUUGUAAUGACAAAACCUGAAACCCGAGCUUUCCAGGAAGAGGAAGAGAAAAGAAAAAAGAAGUUUGUGUGGAGUACAGAAUCAACACUAGUGUCUGUUUCUUGGCAGUGCUGCAAUGAGCAUUUCAUUUUUAAAGCGAGGCGUGGAAGGCACACAGCGUUGGAAUACACUUGUUGCCUGUGUAGGAACUUUCUGUGCUUCCUGAUCUUCGCAAGGUGAUCUUUGGUCAAAACUCAAGAAUAUCAGUUUCCCAAGUUAAUGGAUUUAAUUAGGAAAAACUAUGCAGAGCUGGUUCAGAGAAUGGGAAGGACGAUUGCUGUACAGAUAACUAAUGACCUGUUCACAAGAAAUAUUCUUUCUAUGGGUGAGAUGGAGGAAAUUCUGUCCUGUAAGGUGGCACAAGAUCUAACAAGAGAACUGCUUAAUGUUAUUUUAAAAAAAGGCACAGAGUCCUGCACUCGGUUACUUCAGUCCCUCGAAAAUCAAGAUCCUUUUUUCUAUGAAGACUUGAUUGGACAGCGAGUUCAGAGUGGAGUCACAGAAGAAGAUUUAGAAAACCUAGCUGACCACUUAAAGCGUCUGUAUCAAUACCCCUUUUUCAAGAAAUUUAAUCCGCUGGGUGAGGACACUGACAUCGAUAUCAUUUUUGAUUUAGACCGAACAUUUACAGAUCCAUUGCUCUGGAGGAAAGGAACCCUUAACCGAAGGGAAAAACAGUUGACGUUAAGUGAAAUGUUGGAACAACUGGAAAGCCCUUGUGUUAUUGAAGGAGAAGCAGGGAAGGGGAAAACAACUAUACUCAAGAGAAUUGCUAUGCUUUGGGCAUCUGAAAAAUGUAGAGCAUUAGCAGAUUUUAAACUUGUCUUCUUUGUCACCCUGCGUGGUGCUAGCGAAGGGCUCUAUGAAACACUCUCUGACCAGCUUUUUCCUAUAACUUACUCAUGGAAUAAAAAAGAAUUUCUGAAUAAAAUAUGGCAUUUAGGAAGAAAAGUAUUGUUCUUGCUUGAUGGGUAUGAUGAAUUUCAGUCGGAGAGCUGCACAGAAAUUGAAGAACUUAUUAAAAACAAUCCUAAAUUUAACAGCACAGUGAUUGUGAGUACAAGAACAGAGACAAUUGGAAAACUGAGGAGGUGUGGUGCGCUUAUUGCUGAAACAAGUGAUUUUUCUUUAGAUAAUGCUAAACAGUUAAUUGCAAAUGUUUUAGAAGAGGAUGAAGCAAAUGGCUUGUUGUUCCAGUUAGAAGAAUCAAGUUUUAUGCAGAACCUUAUGAAGACCCCCUUAUUUGUCGUAAUUGCUUGCGCUCUUCGGAUGGGGGAAAGCGAUUUUCAAAUGAACACCCAGACAACACUGUUCAGUACAUUAUAUGACCUAAUGGUUGAAAAAAAAAAGUACAAAAUUAGACACCUUAGUGCAAACAUCCUAGCUGCAAACAUCAGGAAAUUUGGAGAUCUGGCCCUGGAUGGGUUGUUUGAACAAAGAUUUGACUUUAAUGAGAAGCAUCUGUCUAAAAUUAAGGAAGAGGUUCUCUUAAAUAUAGGCCUGCUAAAUAAAUACACUGCUCAGAGGCGCAAGGCCGUUUACAGAUAUUUUCAUACAACAUUUCAGGAAUACAUUGCCGGGAGGAGACUCUCUCAACUUCUAUCUUCUGAAGACAACUCAGAUGUUACUAAAGGAGAAGAUUUUUUAAAUAAGAUUGUUUCUGUUUUUGAUAUCACCACUAAAUAUAAAAAUCUCCUCUUAUAUACUUGUGGAUCAUCCAAAGUAGCAACACAGAAAGUUGUAAAACAUGUUGCCGAAGUACACAAACAUGACAAAAAUAAUUACAGUACAGAGUUGGUAGAGUUUGGGCUUAACCUUUUCUUUGAAAGCUCCACCAAAAAAGAAUUAAGUCAAGAUUUUGAAACUCUCUUUUCUGAGAAAUGCUUGUAUAUUAAUUCCCAUAAUAUCUCUUCUCACCAUAUUGAAUUUUUCCUAUACUUACCAAACUGCCUUAGUGCAUUACAACUGAUAAAGUUGGAUCUAUCUGGUACUUUUGCCACUGUACCAAGUGAAAGCACUAUGGACAGAGAUUCCAAAAGUGCACAGUCCAGUGUUUGUGACAAUUAUAUUCCAGAGAAAGCAGUCAAAUUAUUUUUUGAUUGGAAUCAGUCAAUUCAGACUUUGGAGGUUACACUCAGAGAUUUUCACCAAUUAAAUAAAAAAGAUAUAAAAUACCUGGGCAAAAUAUGUUGCUCCGCUGACAGUCUUCGACUGAACAUUAAAAGAAGUUCAGGAAUAACUGGAUCCUUGGUGGGUGUUUUGGAAUCCUGUAAGAAUAUACAAGAUUUAAAUGUUGAUAGCACCAAACUAAGCAUUGAAGAUGAGAGAAGAAUUGUACAAAUGACGGAGAUGAAAACACUGAGUAUAUUAAACCUACACAGUGAACAUCUACAAGGUGGACUAUUAGAGGGUUUGUGUAAUCUAGUAGGGCUUGAAAAAUUGGUUUUCCAUAACAUUAAAAUAGACAAGAAUGAUGCAAAAACUCUGGCUGAAGGCAUUUUAAGUCUGAAGAAGUUAAAGAGGUUAUCCAUAUCUCAUAUCUCCAACAUUGGAGAUGGCAUGGAGAGUAUUGCAGAAUCAAUUUCCUUAUGUUGCCAUGAGCUUAAAGAACUGAAAUUAAUUGACUGUUGUUUGAGUGCGAAAGCUCUCAGGAGUCUUGCAUUCCGCUUAAAAAUGUUCUCUAGCAUUGAAAUAUUGGAUUUGUCUGGAAAUUAUUUACUAGAAGAAGGGAAGGAAUCAGUAGAAGAACUGGCUGCCAACUUGACUCAUCUUGAUGCAAUAAGGACACUUAUGCUGCCUGGAGGAACAGAUGUAAAGUUUUGCCUGGAGGCAGUAUUACCUACAUUGAGGCGCAUUCCUACCUUGUCAGAACUUGCUUUUAAACGAUGGAACUUGACCAAUGAUGACUUGAUGACAUUAGCUUCGUAUAUAAAUAGCGGCUUUGAAAACCUUUCAUUUUUGGAUCUUUCUGAUAACUGUGCUCAAAGUGCCGGCUGGCUUUCCCUGACUGCCAUACUACAAUAUCUGCCAAAUCUGACCUAUGUAAACUUUAGCACUGAGGACCUCUUCACUCCAGAUCCAGAUUUAGUGCGGAAGCUGGUUCGUGCAAUAUCAGCGCUGCCAUUGUUACACACAAUGGAACUAAACAAUUGGCAACUAGACGAUUUUGACCUAGCUCAAAUCAAAAAAGCAAAAAAUAUGAUCCACCGGCCUGGGAAUACAUGUGGUCACUUUUUCCAAGUCAGUAACAUGGAAUUUGAUGGAAGAUAGGAGCAAUUUCUCUCAACAAUACCAUGUCUUCAUUCCUUCUGAUCAUUCCACAGCUACACACUGAAGCCCAUUUAUCAACUUUCUGAUUUUAGUGGUUUUUGAAAACUCAACUCAUUUUGAUUAAAACCACAAAUUGCAAGUAAUUUAUCAAACCCGCCUAAUCUAAAAAGCAAGAAUGAAGAAUUCUGCACAAAAUAAACAUAAGAAAACCUUGAAAUCCUAAUUUUUGUAAGAAUUGUUGUGUGCUUACAAACAAAAAAAACAAGAAAACCACUAGAACCACCAAUGUGAUGAAGAUUGUUACAAUUUCCCUAGGACAGCUCCCAUGGACUUCUACAUGACCACUUGAAUUUUUUUCCGUGUUUUUUAGUUUUAAUAAAUUAUGAAUUUGUGAAAAUGACCAACAUACGAUUGUAAGUAAAUUGGCCCCACAUUAUUCAUAUUCAAGGUCAGACUGGGCUCACAAGACACAGGGAAAAAACCUGGUGGCCCUGAUGACCUUGGCUCACUGCCUGCCCCCCCCCCCCCCAUGAGGACCUUGGCUCACGACCCCCCCCCACCCCUAAUCACAGGCACAAGAAGAAGAUGUGCGGGGGGCAGGUUUGUGUCUGGUUUAAGUCCUGGAGAAGCUCAGGACUGGGGUAGGGGAGCUCCUGACUGGGGUGGGGGCUUGUGGGAUAGUGGUGAGGCCCUGAGGUGGCAGCCCCUGUGGUCCCCUGACACCAGAGUUUGAUAGUGAUCAUACUGCCAUUUUAUAAACUUUUGGGUGCAGAGCUCACACAUCUGGUACCUCCUUUUUCAAAUGAUGUAACAUUUCUAAAUAUUUCAAUUGUUUGUUUUAUUGCUGCUUUGCAACAUUUUCAAAUUGUCUAUCUUGUCUACAUCAUACUACAGUGUAAAAUUCUUCUUAAUAUAAGGAAGGUCUUUGCAGUUUUUGCUUGCAUUAAGGAUUAGGAGUGUUUCUCAUAUACAUGUACAAGCUGAUGAGUUGUUAAAUAAACACACAGGCUGCUUU
Xenopus tropicalis (tropical clawed frog) is the source of this 5009-nucleotide messenger RNA. It is a transcript of the gene nlrc4, whose product is annotated as NLR family, CARD domain containing 4. The record is from RefSeq and is a predicted model, not a curated record. Gene Ontology annotation, cellular component: cytosol. Bases 944 to 3994 code for a protein of 1016 amino acids. Gene Ontology annotation, molecular function: ATP binding; nucleotide binding. Gene Ontology annotation, biological process: regulation of apoptotic process. The transcript has 9 exons. NCBI's taxonomy places the organism in Eukaryota, Metazoa, Chordata, Amphibia, Anura, Pipidae.